AUGGCUAAACCACGCGUUGCUAUUAUCGGCGCCGGUUCAUCAGGUUUAGCAUCCUUGAAACAAUGUCUUGCAGAUGAUUUAGAUCCAAUAUGCUUCGAACAAACAUCUUAUGUAGGAGGCCUUUGGAAUUUUGUUGAAAUUGACGAUGAUGAAAAUAAGGAUCCGCAUUCAUCAAUUUAUAAAAGUCUUAUUACUAAUGUUUCUAAAGAAAUGAUGACAUUUUCGGAUUUUCCAAUCCCUGCUGAAUGGCCAUCUUAUUUACAUAAUUCACUCCUCGCAAAGCCAUACAUCAAAUUUCGUACAACAGUUGUUCGUGUAUCCUAUCUUCCUGAUCAUCGUUGGAAAGUUAAAUAUAUUACUCGUGUAAAUAAAGAUCGAACUGAUGAAAAUCUCAAUAGUGAACAUGAAGAAAUAUUUGAUUUUGUUAUGCGUGUAAUUGUCGUAGGAGCCGGAGAUAGUGGAGUUGAUAUUGCUGUCGAAUUAUCUCAUUUCGCGUCAGAAGUGUAUUUAUGCACCCGUAGAGGAACACUCCCAUGGAUCCUACCACGCUUGGUCGGUGAAAAGCCAGUUGACCAAUUAUUAAAUCGUUUUUCUAACUACUUCCUUCCAAAUUCUUGUUCGGUCUUUACAAAACUUAUUACCCAGUCUUUAAAUUCCUAUCCACAAUCUCUCCGACCUACUACACCAUUUUAUUCUUCACAGCCAACUUUUAAACUUGAUAUUUUCGAACGUCUCAGUACUGGCACCAUUAUUGUAAAAAAAAAUAUUUUAGAAUUAAUGCCUGAUGAAUCAAAAUCAAUUAAAUUUGUCGAUGGAUCUAUCGUGGAAAAUAUUGAUGUGAUAAUUUAUGCGACUGGUUAUAAUAUAGAUUUUCCAUUUUUAGAUAAAGAAAUUGUUAAUGGUGGACCAGAAAUUGAAAAAGAGUUUGAAGGUGAAUAUAAAGAAAAUUUGACAUGGCUGUAUAAGAUGAUGUUCCCUCCAAAUUACCGUAAUAUCGCGUUCAUUGGUUUAAUCCAGCCAAUUGGAUCUAUUUUUCCUUUUAUUGAAAUGCAAACUCGUUACGUGACAAGUUUAACCAAAGGUUUAAUUAAUCCACUCCCAUCACCUCAAGAUAUGAGUAUCACAAUUAGAAAUUAUCAUGAAAAGGCCAAAAAGCGAUAUUAUUUAUCAGCAAGAAACACUAUUUAUGUUUAUCAUGUUGAUUACCUUGAUGAAUUAGCUCAAGAAUUAGGUUGUUAUCCUCAUUCUUUAGAGAUAUUAAAAAAAUUUGGGUUUAAUAUAUGGAAACUUGUUAUGUUUGGAAUUGCAUCACCUAUCCAGUAUCGAUUACUUGGAAGACAAUGCUGGGAGGGAGAAUUAGUAUAUUUACAAUUGCAAUAUAAAAACGGUCCAUCAAAGAUAAUUGCAAUGUCAAAUGAACUGCUUAGUAGCCCAUAUUUAAAUAUAAUCGCCAACUACGCCAAUAUUUAUUUACAAAGUCUACAGUAUUACGCAAUUUAA
Messenger RNA from Dentiscutata erythropus, 1500 nucleotides. Lineage: Eukaryota; Fungi; Glomeromycota; Glomeromycetes; Diversisporales; Gigasporaceae. The record is from the annotation of a GenBank genome assembly.